Gongylonema pulchrum is the source of this 711-nucleotide messenger RNA. Lineage: Eukaryota; Metazoa; Nematoda; Chromadorea; Rhabditida; Gongylonematidae. The record is from the annotation of a GenBank genome assembly.
AUGUGUAUAUUCCAAAACAAUCAAGGAGGAGUGAUUACUUUGCAGAUGGAAGAGGAUCGUCUCGGUAUGUCGAUAACCGGCGAUGUGGCAGAAAUCGAGAAAAACGGGAAAGGCCUAAUUGGAAUAUCAAUUGGAGGAGGUGCUCCGUACUGCCCCUGCAUCUAUGUGGUACAGGUUUCCGAGGAUUCACCGGUUGCCAGAGAUGGACGCAUUCAAGCAGGGGAUGAAAUCGUGAGCGUGAACGGCAUACUCGUGAAAGGCGAGAAGAAAACCGCGGUGGCGGCGAUGAUUCAACGAUCCGACGGACGCGUUAAGAUUGGAUUCAAUGUUUUACAUGCCGAACCGAAACAGGGACAUACCCUGGAUAUUGCACUGAAGAAGAUGAAGCAUCGAGUGGUGGAAUCGAUGACUGCCGAGACUGCUGAUGCACUAGGCCUCUCCAGAGCAAUCAUUUGUAACGACCUGCUGCUCCGGAAACUUAGUCGUCUCGAACAUAGCGCGCAGUUGUACCGAAAACUGAUCAAACAUCUCGGCGAAUUGCUUAGCUGUCAUUAUCGCGUCGCCAGGACGCAAAAGGAUUUUGGUGAUCUGUUCUGUGAAAUAGCUGCUCGUGAAAGCUCAGCAGCAGCAAAUGCAGCAUUGACAACGUUCGGGGAAGCACAUCGAGCUCUCGAGAAACACACUGUCAAGUCAGUUUUUCUUAUAUCUUGA